GAGUUAGCCCUGGUGUUACUCAAAAAGAAAUAGCAAAUGCCCUUAAUGAAGCCAACGAAACCGUAAAAAACAGUGCUGACCCCGAAUUAAAAAAACAGAAAGACCAAGCCGAAGAUAAUUUAGGCAAAAUUGACCCAGAAAGAUUAAGAAAUCUUAUUAAAACAGAAGUAGUUAAUGAAUUACAAAAAUUCGGAAUAAAAGCAGGUGAUUUAAGUUCAGAAAGCCAGCAAAAACUGGACGAAUUGAAUAAUAAUAUCAAACCUGAGGAGGCCAAACAGAUAAGAAAGGAAACUUUAAAUGAUGCCGGAGUAAAAGCCCUCAAUAAAUUAAUCUCGGAGGUCGAACAAGCCAUAAAGUCGGGUGAUCAAAAGAAAAUUAAAAGCAAAUACAAAGAAUUACAAGAAUUUACCCAAAAUAAUUCUGAAUGCACUCAAAAUGCUUAUAGUCAGAAAAAAGACAUAGUUAAUGAAUUGCUAGAAAAAGCCAAAAAUUGGUCUAGUCAAAAUACUAAUAAAUCCAAUAAUAACUUCCCUACUGGUUGA
This is a messenger RNA of Ambispora leptoticha, 542 nucleotides long. The record is from the annotation of a GenBank genome assembly. Lineage: Eukaryota; Fungi; Glomeromycota; Glomeromycetes; Archaeosporales; Ambisporaceae.